Molecule: messenger RNA, 2392 nt
Organism: Capsella rubella
Lineage: Eukaryota; Viridiplantae; Streptophyta; Magnoliopsida; Brassicales; Brassicaceae
Product: probable methyltransferase PMT14
Exons: 7
Coding region: 205-2085 (626 amino acids)
Cellular component (GO): endosome; trans-Golgi network; cytoplasm
Molecular function (GO): methyltransferase activity
Source: RefSeq, a predicted model, not a curated record
UGUCUUAAUUAGUGAAGACGAAGACCAUUAUUUUACUGUGACUUCUCUCUCUGUCUCACACUCAAAAGCUUUAUACUUUCUGCAAGCUCAUCUCACUUAAAAAGAGCUUAAACCAUAGAGAUCUGAGAGUAGAAAAGAGAUUUUAGAGUAGAGUCUCUUCUGCUACAACAAGAUCUUUCAUCGACCAGGAGAUUGGAAAGAAUCAUGGGUUCUAAGCAUAACCCACCGGGGAAUAACAGAUCGAGAAGUACACUAUCUCUACUCGUUGUGGUUGGUUUAUGCUGUUUCUUCUACCUUCUUGGAGCAUGGCAAAAGAGUGGGUUUGGUAAAGGAGACAGCAUAGCUAUGGAGAUCACAAAGCAAGCACAGUGUACAGAUAUUGUCACUGAACUUGACUUUGAACCUCAUCACAACACUGUGAAGAUCCCUCACAAAGCUGAUCCAAAACCCGUUUCUUUCAAGGCUUGUGAUGUGAAGCUCAAGGAUUACACGCCUUGUCAAGAGCAAGACAGAGCCAUGAAGUUCCUGAGAGAGAACAUGAUUUACAGAGAGAGACAUUGUCCUCCUGACAAUGAGAAACUCCGUUGUCUUGUUCCAGCUCCUAAAGGCUAUAUGACUCCUUUCCCUUGGCCUAAAAGCAGAGAUUACGUUCACUAUGCCAAUGCUCCUUUCAAGAGCUUGACUGUCGAAAAAGCUGGACAGAAUUGGGUUCAGUUUCAAGGAAAUGUGUUUAAAUUCCCUGGUGGAGGAACUAUGUUUCCUCAAGGCGCGGAUGCGUAUAUUGAAGAGUUAGCUUCUGUUAUCCCAAUCAAAGAUGGCUCUGUCAGAACUGCAUUGGACACUGGAUGUGGGGUUGCAAGCUGGGGUGCUUAUAUGCUUAAGAGGAAUGUUUUGGCUAUGUCGUUUGCGCCAAGGGAUAACCACGAAGCACAAGUACAGUUUGCGCUUGAGAGAGGUGUUCCAGCGAUCAUCGCUGUUCUUGGAUCAAUUCUUCUUCCUUACCCUGCAAGAGCUUUUGAUAUGGCUCAAUGCUCUCGAUGCUUGAUACCAUGGACCGCAAACGAGGGAACAUACUUAAUGGAAGUUGAUAGAGUCUUGAGACCUGGAGGUUACUGGGUCUUAUCGGGUCCUCCAAUCAACUGGAAGACGUGGCACAAGACAUGGAACCGAACUAAAGCAGAACUCAACGCCGAGCAAAAGAGAAUAGAGGAUAUCACAGAGUCCUUAUGCUGGGAGAAGAAGUAUGAGAAGGGAGACAUCGCAAUUUUCAGAAAGAAGAUAAACGAUAGAUCAUGCGAUAGAUCAACACCAGUUAACACCUGCAAGAGAAAGGACACUGAUGAUAUCUGGUACAAGGAGAUUGAAACGUGUGUAACACCAUUCCCUAAAGUGUCAAGCGAAGAAGAAGUCGCUGGAGGAGAGCUAAAGAAGUUUCCCGAGAGGCUAUUCGCAGUUCCCCCAAGUAUCUCUAAAGGUUUGAUAAAUGGCGUUGACGAAAAUUCAUACCAAGAAGAUAUCGAUCUAUGGAAGAAGCGCUUGAUCGCAUAUAAGAGAAUCAACAGACUGAUAGGUUCCACCAGAUACCGUAAUGUGAUGGACAUGAAUGCCGGUCUUGGAGGAUUCGCUGCUGCCCUGGAAUCGCCUAAAUCGUGGGUUAUGAAUGUGAUUCCAACCAUUAACAAGAACACAUUGAGUGUUGUCUACGAGAGAGGUCUCAUUGGUAUCUACCAUGACUGGUGUGAAGGCUUCUCAACUUAUCCAAGAACAUACGAUUUCAUUCAUGCUAGUGGUGUCUUCAGCUUGUAUCAGCACAGCUGCAAACUUGAAGAUAUUCUUCUUGAAACUGAUCGGAUUUUGAGGCCGGAAGGGAUUGUGAUUUUCCGGGAUGAGGUUGAUGUUUUGAACGAUGUGAGGAAGAUCGCCGAUGGAAUGAGAUGGGAUACUAAAUUAUUGGAUCACGAAGAUGGUCCUCUCGUACCGGAGAAGAUUCUCGUCGCUGUUAAGCAGUAUUGGGUCGCCGGAGAUGAUGGAAACAGCUCUCCAUCUUCUUCUUCUUCUUCUUCUGAUACUAGUGAAGAAGAAUAAAACAAAACUCCUCAGGUGAAGAAGGUUUACGAAGGUUGAAGAUUGUAGAUCUAUUUUACAAACACCUGGAAAAUUCUUAUCAAAAGAAAGGAAUCAGAAUUUUUCUAAUGAAAAGAAAGGUGUCAGAAGCUGUAAUACAAUAUAUAGAUGAUGAUCAAGACGAAUAUGUGCAUUUGUGUUUUUUUAUUUAUUUUUGUUCCCCUAGUUUCUUAAUUUUAAUUUUAUUUUUGAAGGAAAAACAAAACAAAAAAAGAAGAAGUAGUUCCAUGUGUGUUUGCAAGAUAGUUUGAAGUCUUUUUGGACACCA